AUGAAUUCGUCUUAAGUUUAUCAUAUAAUCAGUGACAAAUUUCAUUCCCUUUAUAUGUCCAGCAUUCAUACAGCUGAUCAAUUGAAUCUACUUAGAUCCAGAAAUAUAAGGACUAUUAUUUGUGUAGACAAGAGUCCUUCCAAACAUUAUACUGAUUUUGCACGAUACUAUGUAAUUGAAUGAUCUUAGUAUUUAGUAAGUGUUUUUAUAAGAAAACAAAUCUACACAAUAACUUUAAAAUAUUUGUGAAUUAAUCUAAAGUGGAUUGAAAUUAUCAUCAAUUCUUGUAGUUUGUAAUAAUGGAUUACAAGGAGCACCAACUAUUAUAAUAGCUUAUCUAAUUAGUCGAGGUUGGAAUUAUGAAAAGGCAUUUUAUUAUGUUAAAGAAAAACAUAAUCUAAUAAAUCCAAGUCUUUAAUCAAAAAAACAAUUGAUUGAGUUUUAUGGUUCGAUCUCUAUUUAAUAACCUAAAGAAGAUGAAUUUACUAGAUUUACUUAGGUUCUAAAAGAGAUGUGGGAUAAAUAAGAUUACUUUGAAAGUUCACCUUGCAUUAAUCCUCUUACUGACUCUUUUCAAGAUGACGGCACCAAAACACCUGGUUUUAUAUCUCCUACUAAUAUGCUUAAGAUGCGUAAUUCUAUACGAAAACCUGCAUCUCGUAAAAGUAGUAUGAUUAGAAGUACUUCAUGUAAUCAAAAGAAUGAUACAAAUGUAUUAUAAAUUAUAUCAUAGAUGAAUUAUUCAUUUAAUUUUGAUGAAAUUAAAGAAUUAGAUUAAGAAUAAAAAUAAGAAAUGUUAUCUCCAUCAUUUUUGUAAGUACAAGAAAUAUGUGAAGAAGAAGAAGAAGAAUUAAUUAGAUUGAGACAUAGAAGACAUAAAAGAAAUAUAACAAGAAAUAAAAGUGCUCAUUAAAAUAUUUGA
Messenger RNA from Paramecium pentaurelia, 922 nucleotides. The record is from the annotation of a GenBank genome assembly. Lineage: Eukaryota; Ciliophora; Oligohymenophorea; Peniculida; Parameciidae.